This is a messenger RNA of Chelonoidis abingdonii (Abingdon island giant tortoise), 2604 nucleotides long. RefSeq names its product eukaryotic translation initiation factor 5 (gene EIF5). The record is from RefSeq and is a predicted model, not a curated record. Gene Ontology annotation, molecular function: eukaryotic initiation factor eIF2 binding; translation initiation factor activity; GDP-dissociation inhibitor activity. Lineage: Eukaryota; Metazoa; Chordata; Testudines; Testudinidae. Gene Ontology annotation, biological process: formation of cytoplasmic translation initiation complex; translational initiation. Gene Ontology annotation, cellular component: cytosol.
AGGCGGACGGCGAGCCCAGCGCUAAUGGUGGGGCGAGGGAGGCGCGGUCCGCCGCUGGCUGAUUGAUCCCAGCCGUGGCGUCGCUCAGUUGGAGCGAGAACAUUCUAGAGAUUGACUGGCGCCGCCGCUGCUGCUGAUUCCGCCCGCCCCAGGACGCUCGGACCCGGCGGCUGCGGCGCCCGCCCUCCCUCCGCCCGGAUAUAAGCGCCCCUCGGCCCUGUUCUCCUUACACACUCGGCUUCGUCGCAGCCCGGGGCGAGCAGCGUUGGGUUUAUGUCUUUAUUGGACGAAAACGAGCUGUUGCGCAGCCAUUGGUACCUGUAUUGGGGGAACAUAGCAUACAAGCAAGAACCUUACAGCCUCAGUGGCGAAAACUUUUUCAUGUCAGAGACCGAGAACUCUUGCAGUCGUUUAUGUCAUCCCGUCUUCUCCAGACAGAAGAUACCAAAAAGCUGCAAUCAAAGAUCUCUUCAUCUUAUUGAUAAAGCUACUAAUAAGACAAAAUGUCUGUCAACGUCAACCGCAGUGUUUUGGAUCAGUUCUAUCGCUACAAAAUGCCCCGUCUGAUCGCAAAGGUUGAGGGCAAAGGAAAUGGAAUAAAGACAGUUAUAGUCAACAUGGUUGACGUUGCAAAGUCGCUUAAUCGGCCUCCAACGUAUCCCACCAAAUUUUUUGGUUGUGAGCUGGGGGCACAGACCCAGUUUGAUGUUAAGAAUGACCGUUACAUUGUCAAUGGAUCUCAUGAGGCGAAUAAGCUGCAAGACAUGUUGGAUGGAUUCAUUAAAAAAUUUGUUCUCUGUCCUGAGUGUGAGAAUCCUGAAACUGAUCUGCAUGUCAAUCCCAAGAAACAAACUAUAGGUAACUCUUGCAAAGCCUGUGGCUAUCGAGGCAUGCUUGACACAAACCAUAAACUCUGCACAUUCAUUCUCAAAAACCCACCUGAGAACAGUGACGCUAGUACCGGAAAGAGAGACAAGGAAAAGAAGAACAGAAAAGGCAAGGAUAAAGAGAAUGGUUCUGUGUCUAGCAGUGAGACACCAUUGCCGCCACCACCAGAUGAACUUGACCCUCCACAUGUAGUGGAGGAUGACGAUGAUGACUGGGGUGAAGACACAACUGAAGAAGCCCAGAGGCGCAGAAUGGACGAAAUCAGUGAUCAUGCAAAGAACCUCACACUUAGUGAUGACCUAGAAAGAACAGUAGAAGAGAGAGUCAACAUAUUAUUUGACUUUGUUAAGAAAAAGAAGGAAGAAGGUGUCAUUGAGACUUCUGACAAAGAUAUUGUAGCAGAAGCAGAGAGACUGGAUGUAAAGGCUAUGGGCCCUCUAGUUUUGACUGAAGUCCUCUUUGAUGAGAAGAUUCGAGAACAGAUAAAGAGAUAUAGACGCCACUUCCUACGCUUCUGCCACAACAACAAGAAAGCUCAGCGAUACCUUCUUCAUGGCUUGGAGUGUGUGGUAGCCAUGCAUCAAUCUCAGCUUAUUUCUAAAAUUCCACAUAUCCUGAAGGAAAUGUAUGAUGCAGAUCUUCUGGAAGAAGAGGUCAUCCUUAGCUGGGCAGAAAAGGCCUCUAAGAAAUAUGUCUCAAAAGAGCUUGCUAAAGAAAUCCGCAUCAAAGCAGAACCCUUUAUCAAAUGGCUGAAGGAAGCUGAGGAAGAGUCCUCUGGUAAUGAAGAAGAGGAUGAAGAUGAAAAUAUUGAGGUGGUGUACUCCAAGACUGCCAGUGUACCUAAAGUUGAAACUGUGAAGCCUGUAAACAAGAAAGAUGAUGACAUUGAUAUUGAUGCCAUUUAAAAGUGAUGUAACCAGCUUCCAGUGUAAUACUGCAAACUGCUCUGCAGCUUUCUUCCAGAAGCGCAACAUGUACAUGUGCAAGCUGAAAUGGCUUAACAUCAUGCUACUUCAUACUCCAAAUGUCUUUUUACUGUGACUGGUCUUGUUUAACUAUAAACCAAACAAAGCAGUCAUGCAUCAGUGAACUGAUCUAGUUUGUUAAUGGCAUGUUUUCCUUUUAAAGGUUGUGUUGGACACAUGUUUGGAACACAUUUAUACAGCUGUGGGAAUAAAGGAUUUGGUUUUGGUCAACCUGAGAGUCAGGGCCAUCACUAUACAGUUAUGGCCAUUUUGAAAUGAGACUGGUUUAACAUGUCUAGUUGCUAGCAAUUUGACAUGGAGAGCAGUGGUAUUCUUGUCCUGCCUAGAAGAUGCUAAAGCUGCUGUGAGGAAAUACUGAUCCCUGGUGGAGAUUCCAAUAAUGCAGGCUUUUUUUUUUAACUUUUGACUCUCUAGCAAGCUCAAAGAGCAGCAAGAGCCACUAGUGACUGGGUCUCAACUGGCAGACAAAUCUAGCCUAGCAUUCAUGCUCUCAUAGGGCUAAGACUUGAUUUUUGUUUUGUUCUUUUUAAAAAAAGUGUCUGUCCAUAUUUGGCCAACAUCCACUUCUCAGCUGUGACUGCUUCAGCCUACCUUUGAUAAGCAGCUCUGAACUUGCAAGAGAAAGAACAAGACUUGCUCCAAAACUUGUCUGUCUUCCAGUCUAGUGUCCAGGAGUUAAGUGUAAAUUAUCACAUUUAUUAAGUGAGUUGUUCUUACUACCCCUAUGAUU